UCGCUCCAGGACGACCGGCGGCCGUCACGUCGGUUACGACUUACCAGCUGUCAAGGCAUCGAUUGCGAACGCUUUUUUAUCUCUGUCUCGAACUCGGAGCAAGGGCGUUUCGCGUUCCGUAAACGCGUACCGUCCUCCGGGGAAGAGCCCUCGUGACAUUGUCUCAACCGCGCCGCGCAAACCUGGCUGGAAAUGGACGGUAACGCCCGUCGCAGCACGCCACCUCAAGUGGAUGAGGAUACCAGUGGUGAGACGUCAAAUCAGAAUGAAAUUCCCACCGCCACAAAUGUGGGAUGCCGCACCAUCGUCAUGCCGUUUCAGUUUGAAAUACUCGGCCAUUCCGAAGCAUCUACUGCUGCUGCACAGGCUACGACUGCAAAUCGAAUGUCUGAUGGGGAGGAGAUUCCACCUCCAAAACCAGAUUUCUCUGCACCACCUCCUUAUGAGGUAGCUACCAAAUUACCCAGUUAUGAGGAGGUUCAGCGUGAAAAGACUCUACAAGGCGAGCCACAGCCUCAGAUACACAUGCCAGGAAAUAUUAGACCACCACAACAGCCUUUAACAAUAUUGGCUAUAGAUACUGAAGCUGCAGAGGGUGAUCCAGAGAGUGGAUUGCUUGGCACAGACUUUAUGUUCUUCACAGCGUUUCUUGUUGCAUUCCUAUUUAAUUGGAUUGGAUUUUUGUUGCUGAUGUGUUUCUGUCACACCAUUGCCUCUCGUUACGGCGCGCUAGCUGGUUUUGGAUUGUCCCUAACAAAAUGGACUCUCAUUGUUAAACACUCCACUGAUCUCGCUUCGCGAGAAAACUCAUGGUUGUGGUGGUUAAUAAUGGCAUUUGGAGUUCUAAUUUGUGUACGUGCCAUCAUUCAAUAUUUAAACAUCAAACGUGGCUGGAGACUACUGUCCGGGAGCGCACAGGAACGUCUACUUUUUUUCUAUUGAAAAUUAUUAAAUCUGCACUUUUUUUUCUUUAUUCUACUUGGCUUUAGAGCAAACAGCAUUUCUAUGUGGGGUCAUAUUUGUAUAAUAUAUAAUCGAUUUUCUUAAGAAAGAGCAUCGUGUAGACCGUAAUAAAUGUCAAUCGUAUUUACAUAGAACGAAAACAAAAUUAUUUGCCAAAUUCGCUGUGCGAAAUUAGACGGAUAUAGUAUGAAUAAAAAGAACGAUAACGAAAUUAAAUUAAAAAAUCAGCCUGUUUUUUGCAUAUACACGUACAAACGUUAUUUUAUGUGAUGUUAUACAUAAUAAGCUAUGGGGAAAAAAGAAUGUACAUUUUUAUUGCUCAAAAUAAUAGGAACAAUGCUUUAAAUCGAUGGUUUUAUUCAUUUUAAGCGUUGUUUAUUUGAAUGCAGAUCACUGAAGAACGUAAACGUGUGGAGUGCAUGUCAAAUCGCAACUUGUGCAGAAUUGACAAGUUAAAAUGAAUCGCAUCAAGAAACGAAAUGUAUGAUUCAUUAUUUCCGAAUAAAUGAUGAACAAAAGUUUUCUAAUAGUAUAAUAUAUACAUUUUAAUGUUAGAGAGCUUCUAGAUAUUGACUACUUACUAAAUAUGAUAAGUGUAUUAAUAUUUUGCUUGUUUUAGUAUUAUAAUUUAUAUAUACAUAGCGAGAAUUCUUAUCGAAUAAGAAUUCUUAAAAUAAAUGAAAAAUAAAUAUACGCAUAUGUAAAAUUUAUUAUAUAAAGCGAUAUGCGAUUACACGUUAUUCUGUGAAAAAUUUCAUUGUUAUACUCAUUACAGCGAUAAAACAGAAA
Monomorium pharaonis (pharaoh ant) is the source of this 1752-nucleotide messenger RNA. It is a transcript of the gene Ndfip, whose product is annotated as NEDD4 family-interacting protein 1-like. The record is from RefSeq and is a predicted model, not a curated record. Gene Ontology annotation, molecular function: WW domain binding. Gene Ontology annotation, cellular component: endoplasmic reticulum; Golgi apparatus; perinuclear region of cytoplasm. The transcript is spliced from 6 exons. NCBI's taxonomy places the organism in Eukaryota, Metazoa, Arthropoda, Insecta, Hymenoptera, Formicidae. Gene Ontology annotation, biological process: metal ion transport; ubiquitin-dependent protein catabolic process; vacuolar transport. The coding region runs from base 193 to 942 and encodes 249 amino acids.